GAGAGAGAGAGAGAGAGAGAGAGAGAGAGAGACAGUACGUAGUAGUGGUGUCGCUUCAUUGGCAGCGGCAAGUAUGAGAUAAGUUUCCUGGGUGAGCUGGGCCGGUGUCGCAUAUUCUUGGAGAAGCGACGCAACCCGGCGGAGGAGGAGAAGAAGUCACGGGGACCUCGUUACCGGAAUAACCGGUGGAUACGGAGCAGAGAGAGAGAGAGAGAGAGAGAGAGAGAGAGAGAGACAUAGAGAGAGUACCAGUGCUUCCGCGGCGGUCCCGCUGCAGGCGAAACAUGAACAAAAACCACCGAGUACCGAGCAACCGAUCCCUGAGUGCCGUGGAGGUGAAGAGCAAGUUUGGUGCUGAGUUUCGUCGGUUCUCACUGGAUCGGUCGAAGCCGGGCCGCUUCGAUGAGUUCUACGGCCUCCUGCAGCACGUGCAUCGCAUCCCCAACGUGGACUUGCUGGUUGGCUACGCCGACGUCCACGGCGACCUGCUGCCCAUCAACAAUGACGAUAACUACCACAAAGCCAUCUCCACUGCCAGCCCUCUGCUCAGACUGUUCCUGCAGAGGAUAGAGGAAGCCGACUACACGUUUGGUACCAACUCGCUGACCAGGAAGAAGAACACGGUGCUCUCGGCCGUUCUCCUGCGGCCCGACGCCAACAGGAAGAAACCACCGGUGAUCAUCAGCCUCCCGAGGGACUUCCGCCCCGUCUCCUCCAUCAUCGAUGUGGACAUCCUCCCUGAGACGCACCGACGCGUGCGCCUGUACAAGCACGGCCAGGAGAAGCCGCUGGGUUUCUACAUCCGGGACGGCUCCAGUGUGCGGGUCACCCCUCAGGGCCUGGAGAAGGUCCCGGGGAUAUUCAUCUCCCGCAUGGUGCCCGGCGGGCUGGCGGAGAGCACAGGCCUGCUGGCAGUCAACGACGAGGUGCUUGAGGUGAACGGCAUCGAGGUGGCUGGGAAGUCUUUGGACCAGGUGACGGACAUGAUGAUCGCCAACAGUCACAACCUCAUCAUCACCGUCAAGCCCGCCAACCAGCGGAACAAUGUCGUUCGCAGUGGAGGAGGAGGAGGAGGCGGCGGCACUGCGUCCGGUAGCUCGGGACGCUCCUCGGACAGCGGCGCCAGCUACUACGGCUACUCAUCACACGGUGGGGUCGGUGCCGCGGCGUCAGCGCCGUCGCACAUCAUCCAGAACUUCCCCGUCGGGGAGCUGGAGAGCGACGAGGACGACGAGGACCUGGUGAUCGAGGUGGGAGGCGAGGCCGUGCCCCUCAGGCGCGACCCGUCCAACUACAGCAUGCCCUCGCUGCCCCGCUACGAGCCGCACCUCAACCUCCGCACCGCCUCCGCCUCCACCCUCUCCAUCAACACCAACGGAACCCUGCAGGCCAGCGGCAGCAGCGGAUCACUAAGCAACACCAACCCCUCUUCGACCACGCCGUCACCAGACAGAGCAACUGAGAGGCGGAGUCUGGAGGAGGACGGCACUGUCAUUACUCUCUAGGACGGGCGCUCGCACACUACGAAACACUGGAAACCAGAGAGACAAACUUCUACUCACACCUGGGGUAGUCAUGGUGAUCCGCUAAUCAAACACGGGAACACCCUGCACCAUCAUACAACGACUGCACCUGAGAAGCACAAUGUGUACUCAUUAAAUCACACGACACUGACACACAACAUGUUUGUACAUCCUAACAUUUACGCGUCAAACACUUUUAUCCUCUACAUGCCAAUAACCACGCAUGCGUGCCAUAGUGGUGACCCCCACCCACCCAUCCACCCAGUUCUGCAGGCACAAAAAGUGUAGAAGAAGUGUAAUCUGAUGCCCCUCAUCCUCCACUUCCUUUCUAAACCACUACAAGCACUUGUUUUGCACCUGGAAACCGUUGUUCCGCUGAGCUUCCCCUAGAGGGCAGAGAUGAGACACCACAUCCUCAUCAUCAGUCCCAUGAAUAGAUGGUCAACAGGUUCAUUCCACCCCCAUCAUAACAAACACACACGGAAGUAGGAUGUUAGCUCAAGCAUUUGUUGACAAUCUGUAGCUGUUUUUUUUUUUUUUUUUCUUCCUUUAUUUUUGCCUUGUCACCCCACUUUGACCUCCCCCCUUCCCCCUGGUGACCACAGCAUGUGACCGGUAAACAGUUGCGGUUUUUUCCCCCGCGCAAUCGUCCGAGUGCUGAGAUCUGCAAUAAUAAUGUAGUUUUUAUACGAGGAAAAAACACCUAGAAAAAAACAACAAGAAGAAAAGAAGUCUGUGGUCUUUGUGUUGACUCGGAUGCUUUUAACCGCUCUUAUUAGCUGUUUUAUUUCCCCUCUUUUACCUGCCGUGAUAAUGAAUGACUGAUAAUGAAAGCUUGACGACUUUUUAUAAUUCUUUGGGGUUAACUUGUCUUUUGAAAAUCUCUUUACCAUCAGGCCUGUGUUUUAUAUUAUUUGAGCAUUUUGUUUCUGUUUCUUCCUCUUUUCUUUUACACAAUACUUGUACCUCACAAGUGACUGUAUGACCAGUUUCCAUCCGACCAACGGGAGGUUGCGAGUCACUCGCGUCUCACUGGGAAUGGGACGACUCGGAAUGAAUCUCCCUCUCAUGUUUCCUUCAUAUUGCACUCCCUCUACUUUGCCACGACAAGGGCUAUUUCCCCUGCUGCAUGUAUACAAAAUGACAAAAUGUGAACGUGAUUUUAAUAUUUCAGUUCUCUCCCUCUCCAUUCUCUCCGGACCAUGACUCAAUAUAUCUCAUCUCAGCACUGUACAAUACACUCAUCUCUCUCGCCAGGCCCAGAGUCCACUUGGAUGUGACACGAGACAUUUGCAUAUGAAAAGUGUUCUCUGCACCACUUCCUUCUUGUAUCUUCAUUCUCACUGAAUUCAAUCAAUGACGCACUAGAAGAGAAUGUAACGCAACCACUGUAUUCAUCAAUGCUACUAAAUAUUGACUUUGGGCCUAAACGGCGGAUCAAUAGCUGGACUGUAACGCUAUUCGCAAACACAACCACACAAAUUAGUUAGUGAUGCAUUCAGUGACAAGAGAGAAACCGCCUGUAUCUCAAAGUAUGCCCUGUUCAGAUUGAGUCAUGUUUAAACAAUAAAACACAUGCAGGUGCACUGGUCACACAAACACAGUAUGGGAAUUUUGUUCCCAUACUGUGUUUGAAAAAGGCGAGGCAGGGCACUCUUAUGUGCAGUAUGUCUUGGCUCGGAUCUGUAUUUGGUAUUCCCAUCCAAAGCUUUCCUGUCUACACCAGAUGCUAUUUAGACAAGCUUUCAGUCAUCUGUCACCUAACUGCAAGUAAGGUUAUAUAUAUUUAUAUUUAUAUAUAUAUAUAUAUAUAUAUAUAUAUUUAUAUAUAUAACCUUACUUGCUCUCUUGUUAAAAGUGAUACCAUUGACUUAAGCAUGGCUUUUAUCUCACUGGCUGAAACAUGGUGGACGCACACACACUGAGUAAUGUUUAUUGGCUCUAUCUGAACCCAUGUGCACUUGUAAUGAGACACAGUACAUUCACACAGAUCCCCAUCACGCUAACGUCCAUCCUUUUGUAGUUCUGUUUAUUGCUUGAAUAUCCUCUGAUCUUAUCAAACAGUGAAUAUUGAUGACUGGAAACCAACGUAAUGUGCUCCCGCUAUUGUAUUUCAAGCUAUUUGUAUAAGGUACUGUGUUUUAUGGUACACAAGAGUGCUGAUGGGAUUCUGUCUUCUUUCAUUCCCAACAUGAAACAGUUAUGAAUGGUACUCUGAAUGGAAGACUUUUAGAAAUCAAUGUUAAUUUAUUUUCUUAAUUUCUAUCUUUACCACACGGACACUGGGAUUGUAACCACGGCAACAUUGUUAUUUAUUCUCUAAUCAUGCGUCUGCAUUUUUUUUUUCUUCCUUUGUACACAUUUAAUGACUUUAUUUUUAUAACUGAUAUGUUUUUUCUGUGAUUGUUGUUUUGGUCGUAAAUCUCUCAGUAGAUGUUAUAGCCCAAUAGGAGAUGAUUUCAGUAGGUGAUUCUACUGUUCUGGCUAAAGCAACAGGAGAGUCUGCCCACGUGAAACUACUAUUUUUUUAGUUUUUCCCCAUACUGUGAAUUAUCUAUAUUAUUAUGUGGGAGAGAAACCGUUGUAUUAGCACAACCUCAAAACAGGCUACUUGUUUUGCUUCGAGUACGAUUUUGUUUUUUUAAAGUGACCAAGCAAUGAUUUUUGCUUGCCAGAUAAAUCCAAUGGUAUAGAUUUGUAAAGAAGAUUGUCAGUAUUUUCAUAUCAAUGAUAUAUAUGAUGUACAUUUUUAUCACACUUAAUGAAAAUGUUUUAAAAUUCAACUGGAGAUGUAUGAAUAAAUAGAUGUACACCUGUUAUUGCUGAUUGACAGAGCUGGAUAAAAUAAACUAAUGUGUAGC
Anoplopoma fimbria (sablefish) is the source of this 4384-nucleotide messenger RNA. It is a transcript of the gene pard6b, whose product is annotated as par-6 partitioning defective 6 homolog beta (C. elegans). Lineage: Eukaryota; Metazoa; Chordata; Actinopteri; Perciformes; Anoplopomatidae. Gene Ontology annotation, cellular component: nucleus; apical plasma membrane; cell cortex. The record is from RefSeq and is a predicted model, not a curated record. Gene Ontology annotation, molecular function: protein kinase C binding. The coding region runs from base 285 to 1505 and encodes 406 amino acids. The transcript is spliced from 3 exons. Gene Ontology annotation, biological process: regulation of cellular localization; centrosome cycle; establishment or maintenance of cell polarity.